Miniopterus natalensis is the source of this 498-nucleotide messenger RNA. RefSeq names its product heat shock protein family B (small) member 7 (gene HSPB7). Gene Ontology annotation, biological process: heart development. Gene Ontology annotation, cellular component: cytoplasm; nucleus. The record is from RefSeq and is a predicted model, not a curated record. NCBI's taxonomy places the organism in Eukaryota, Metazoa, Chordata, Mammalia, Chiroptera, Miniopteridae.
AUGAGCCACAGGACCUCCUCCAGUUUCAGAGCGGAGAGAAGCUUCCACUCCUCCUCCUCCUCCUCCUCCUCGGCCGCCCGAGCCCUCCCAGCCCAGGACCCACCCAUGGAGAAGGCCCUGAGCAUGUUUUCUGAGGAUUUUGGCAGCUUCAUGCGGCCCCACUCGGAGCCCCUAACCUUCCCAGCCCGCACCGGGGGGCCGGGCAACAUCAAGACCCUCAGAGAUGCCUAUGAAUUCGCAGUGGACGUGAGUGACUUCUCCCCGGAGGACAUCAUCGUCACCACGUCCAACAACCACAUCGAGGUGAAAGCUGAGAAGCUGGCGGCGGAUGGCACGGUCAUGAACACCUUUGCACACAAGUGCCAGCUGCCCGAGGACGUGGACCCCACAUCCGUGACCUCGGCCCUGAGGGAGGACGGCAGCCUCACCAUCCGGGCGCGGCGACACCCCCACACAGAGCACGUCCAGCAGACCUUCCGGACAGAGAUAAAAAUCUGA